Cinara cedri is the source of this 988-nucleotide messenger RNA. Lineage: Eukaryota; Metazoa; Arthropoda; Insecta; Hemiptera; Aphididae. The record is from the annotation of a GenBank genome assembly.
AUGGAAUCUAUUACGGUUAUUCCGAACAGCGAAGAAAUACUUCAUUUUCGAAAUACUCCAAUAACACGUUUACGGUCCAAUUUAGAUAAGGUACGCAUCGAGUCUAUCGUCUUGCGUUUCGUACUCAAAUACUUCGGAAUACGAAAAGUUUCGUGAAUCGAAAUAAGUAUUCAACAUCGACGAUAUACCGCCUGUUAUGCGGAAGAGUGCGUAUCUGUAUUCCGUACUAGUACACAGACAGUUGUGAGAAACUAGAGGAAGAGUCAUUACCGGGAAAGGAAGAAUUUUAUAGCACGCUGACUGAGAAAAAUGUCGAGGAGACAGAAUGCGAGCACGCGAAAAAUGUAUGGACACAUUUCAACUCUCGGAUAAUAGGUGAAUACAGUGGUUACCUUUACCUAAAGAUUGAUAUGAUGAUGCUGACCGACGUGUUCGAGAACUUCUGUGAUAUGUGUAUGACAACGCAUAACCUAGAUCCGGCUUACUAUACGCUAUACGACGCAGAGAUUCAGUUUCAAUUGUAUGUUAAAAUACACCACAAUAGAACUUGAGCUGAUUUCCGUCUAUGUUAAUAUUAGAAUAAGGUACUCAAUUUUUUAAAUUAUUUUAAAUACCUAUUGUAUUAAUUUUAUUUUAUAGGCAUACGUGGUGGUUUGGUUCAGGCGGGUAUACGGUAUGCAAGGCUAAUAAUCAUACUGUACCGACUAUGAUUAAACAAAAGACGAUUCAUGGAUUAUAUACCAGGACUGUAAGUAUACUUACCUAUUUUUUUUUUUCAAAUUAAAUACUAAUAAAUUUCUUAGGUAGUUUCUUUGGUAUUAACUUGAAUGGCUGGGCUAUAUCUCAGUACAUGACAUACGAUGGUUUUGAGUAGGUCCAGCCAACAUUAGAUGUACUCAAGGAUUUGAACGAUACUUUACCAAUAGGACGAGUGUAUGAUUUUGACAUCACAUACCUGGGUAAUCUGCACAAUGAGCACAACAAUUAG